This is a messenger RNA of Capsicum annuum, 4037 nucleotides long. Its product is annotated as nucleoprotein TPR. The coding region runs from base 1263 to 3734 and encodes 823 amino acids. The record is from RefSeq and is a predicted model, not a curated record. Lineage: Eukaryota; Viridiplantae; Streptophyta; Magnoliopsida; Solanales; Solanaceae. The transcript has 3 exons.
UUACUGAAAAUCCUGCUCCUCCACUGAUUAAGAGAGAUUAAAAGAAACACAAAUGUAUAUACAGCCAAUACACCCUGGCAAUAUGCAAAUAUCGUGGGCCUGCAAGCUAAGAUAGAGAUUCAUUUUUAUGUAUUUUAAUUUGACCUUUAAUAAAUUUCUUACUAGUAAUACUCUUAAUUAAAUAUUAAUGGUGACAAGUUCCCCCGGAAUCUAGCUUUUUUUGCCUCCUCUAUUUCAGAGUCCAUAACUGAAGAUGAAAAUAAGGGGCCAACAAAAAAUAUAUAUAUAUACACUAAAGUUGGGUGAGCAAAAAGGUAUAUCAAAGUGGGGCUUUAUUGGGUCGCUUUUUUUUCCUUCAUUUAUUUUUUCACUGAAAUCCAGGGAACAUAAUUCUUGAUUUAUAGUAGUAGUAUCUUUUUGCUCAGUUAUGCUGGCAGUGCUUUUUAUAACUAAUUUUUCAGAAGUGUAAAGUUCAUGCCUUUGGCAUUUUCUGUCUAAUAAACAGAGAUGGUACUGCCAAUUCUGCUCUUGUUAAGCGAGUUGUUUUUUGUCCUAUAAGCUUUUAAUGUUUGCUCAGAAUUGUGGGGUUCUUGUUUUUUUUUUUGGCCAGCUGAACAAGUUUUUUUGAGCUUCCUUCUUUGUAAGUUUACUGUUUUUCUUGAAUCUUGAUGUUGUAUUAAAGUUUCUGCAUUUGGUAACUGUUUUAGUGGUAGCUUUUUAAGAAUGUCAUUUCAGAUUCUUGAUAUACAAAGAUGAUAAGAUUGUUGUUUUUCCUUUUUCUUUCUUUCCUUUCCAGUAGUAUUAUUUAGCUGGACCACAAAGCUCUUGUCUUUUUCACUUUAUCAUGUCUUAUGUUCUUCCAUGUUCCACCUCUUGAACUAAAAUGAAAUUUGGGAUCUUUUUUUUUUUCUUUUGAGCCGGGGUCUAUUGGAAACAGUCACUCUGCCUCAUCUCUGAGUUAGAGGUACGGACUACUACGUAGUGUACAUUCUACCCUUUCCAGACCUCACUUUGUCGGGUAAGUUGUUGUUGUUGUUGUUGGGGUUUUUUUUUUCCCUUGUGUUCUCUAACUUUGGGGGUCCUCUUCCAUGUUCUGUUAUCUUUAUUUUUUUUUUUUCAAUUUCCCCUUUUCCCUUAAAUUUGUAGUGAGAAGCAAUUUUUGGAAUGAUAUGUAAGGAGUGGCUUAUGUUACGGCAAAUGCCCUGAUGAAUUUCUUGUUUCUGACCCUUUUUUCUCAAGGUAUAGAGAAGAUAAAUUGAGUGAUGGAUGAAAAGGGUGUCUCAAGUUCCAAUUGGAUUACAUCAGAAGGGAGAAAAGAGAGCUUAUGUCCAAUUUUCUUUGGCGUUUCUUGUGCAUUUGUUGCACUUGGGCUCUUACCGGAGCCCGAAAAAUGUGAUGAGAACUUGUUAGAAUUGAGAAAUAAGAUGCUUCAUGGUAGUGCUCAGCUCUUGGGGUUGCUUGUCUGGAGAGUUCAGAAAGAUGAAGCUGACAAUGGAAAGUCUGAAUUGUUAAUUAAGUUAGCGAAUGCAGAGAGGAAAAUCGAAAUACUGAAGAACUUGAGAAGGGAAGAUGCUAAAGCAAAUGAGAAGGUUGUUGGUAUAUAUGCAGCACAAGAGCAGUGUUGGUUCAAUGAGAGGAAGAAACUUAGGCAGCAAAUUGGUGGUCUUAUGAAUGAAUCGAGAGUUGUUGAGAAGCACAAGGACAGCCUUAUUGCUGAAUUGAACAGCAAGUUGGAGGAGAGUAAAGUAGUUGUGCAGUCGAAAGAUAAGAUCAUUGAGGACGAAGGGAAAAUGCGUCAAGAUCUUGAAGAAAAGCUGAAAAAGGCUGAAGCAAUAGCAGAAGAAUUGAGGAACACCGCGAAGUUUGAUGCUCAGAGGCACUCUAAUGAGAUCUCCAAACACAAGACUGCAUUCAUCGAAUUGGUGUCGAAUCAGCGGCAGCUUGAAGCUGAGAUGGGCCGUGCCCUCAGACAAGCUGAAGCAGCAAAGCAAGAGCUUAAUUUGGUACUGGAGCAAAAGGAGCAAUCUAUAUUGAUGACCCAAAAAAUAUCGAUGGAGCUAGUUAAAAUGCGCAAAGAUUUGGAACAAAAAGAGCAGAUUUUGUCAGCCAUGCUGAGGAAAUCCAAAUUGGAUACAGCAGAGAAGCAAAUGCUUUUAAAGGAGAUCAAAUUAUCAAAAGCAAAGAGAAAGCAAGCUGAGCUAGAGACUGAGAGAUGGAAGACAGCUUCGGAGUCUAGGUAUGAGAGAAAUUCAUUGAAAAGUAUGCUGUACAAACGUAUGAACCCGAAGUUGGAGGUUGUUGCCAGUGGGAAAGGGAUGCUUUCAAGUGUAAUGAUGCUACCAACCGGAAAGAACAUAUCACAAAAGACUGAUUAUCUUCUCGACGAGCAGCCUGAGGGCACAAAAGAGCCAGAACUAUUUCCUCAUGUUACUGAUAGAUUCUUGACUGAGGAUGCUGAAGAAGAAAUACUCACAGAUGAUGUCGAGCACUUGGAGAACUGGGUCCGAUCAGAGGCUGAAAAAUACAGUGUUGCAGUUGAGCAGAGGCAUCAUCUGGAGCUGGAUGCUUUUGCAGAACAACUGAGACUCAAAGAUGAGAGGUUAGAAGCUUUUCGUUGGCGCCUACUCAGUAUGGAACUUGAGUCGAAGAGGUUGCAGUCACAUAUUGAAGUGCUGGACCAUGAUCUAGCUCAGCUCCGGCAAGAUAAUAUGAAGUUGGAUGCAUUGCUAUUGAAUCGGGAAGUAGAAGUACAAUCCCUCAAGCACCAACUCGCAGAAUAUUUUCACCUUCCUGAUUCCCAGAAGUCUAAUGCAAAUACUCGUCCAAAAGACCAGGACAAAGCCAAUCAUACAGUUUGGUCCAACAUGACACUUAUAAAGACGAAACUAGGAGAGAAAGAGCAAGAAACAAAGAACCCUCCUGAGGAAACCUCUCAAAAGGUAAAAAAUGGAAGGAAGGCUGAGACAAGAACAAAUAACCAACAAAAAGACAUAAUUUUGACUUUACAGUCUUCUACAAAGGAGAUUGGUGAGGGGAAAGAUGGAGCCUCGCAUCCGAAUACUUCUAGGGCAGAACACUUCAGCACAGAGGAUGUUCGGACUGCUGAAACAUCAACUUCAGAAUGUGAUAAUGAAAUCAAGAAAAAGAAAUCUCUAUGGAAGAUGGAUCUUCACGCCCUUGGAGUUUCAUACAAAAUCAAGAGGUUGAAUCAGCAAUUCGUCAUGCUCGAGAGGUUGACAGGAAGACAAGAACUUUCUGGAAAUGGUGAAAACAGUGAUAAUGGACGAUCUGGUACCCGAGCAUUUCAUGCAUUGAUGUCUUUAUUGAAUAAACAAGUUGCUCAUUACGAGUCUCUUCAGGGGAAAAUUGAUGAUCUAUGCAAGCGGAUGCAUGACAAUGACCUUAAUGUAAAUUGUGAAGGUUCAGUUAUACAAAAAACAAAGGAAGAAACUAAGAUGCUAGAGCACUUUCUUGAAGAAACAUUUCAAUUGCAAAGAUACAUAGUUGCAACAGGACAGAAACUGAUGGAAGUCCAAACAAAGAUUUCUUCUGGAUUUGUCGGAGCUGCAGAAGAACUUGAUACACCUGCAAGCUUUGAUGUCAAACGGUUUGCUGAUGGCAUUAGAACUCUUUUUAGGGAAGUUCAGAGAGGCCUUGAAGUUCGCAUAUCUCGAAUUAUUGGUGAUCUUGAGGGAACUUUGGCAUGUGAUGGAAUCACAUAUUUCAAGAGAUAGUGCUCACCGAGGCAGAAUCAUGUUGCCUUUAAGUUAACUUCCACAGCUUCUCAGCUUCUGAGGUAACAUGAGACGGUAAAUUUACAUGGUGCAGCCAAAUAUAUAAUGCAGCUUAUUCAAAGAAUGUGUUUUGUUUUAGUCCCAGAUACACAUGUAAAUAUCCUGCAACUAUAAGUUCCAAUAAUUCACGUAUAUAGAAAUUAGCUGCAUCAUUUAUAGCAGUAUUAAUGUAUCACCUAUUCAGCCAUUGUUACUUUUGCUUUACAUAAUUUUCUAAAUAAACGACUACUGGCUAGAGGGGUA